AUGUUGUCCUCUCACUCUGCUCCCCGUGGUGUUCUCACUGUUAACGUUAUUGAAGCCCGUAACCUCCACAAGGAAGACCUUGCUGGUCACAAUGAUCCCUAUGUUGAACUCUGGUUAGACGAAGACUACAAGCAACGUUCCGAGACCGUCAAGAACACUGAAAACCCUGUAUGGAACCAAACCUUCACCUUCAACAUUGAGGAAGGUUCUUCCAAGCACAAGCUCUACUUCAAGGUCCUCGAUAAGGAUAUGAUUGGUGAAGACAAGAUUGGUGAUGGUCACUUGGAUGUCUCUGAGGCUUUCAAGGGUACUCCCAUCGAUACCUGGGCCAAGCUCCCUGCCAAGUUGGGUCUUACCAGCCAUGGUGAACUCCACUUUGACAUUGUCUUCAGACCCGAGUAA
Mucor velutinosus is the source of this 402-nucleotide messenger RNA. RefSeq names its product mRNA-capping enzyme subunit beta (gene CET1). The record is from RefSeq and is a predicted model, not a curated record. The coding region runs from base 1 to 402 and encodes 133 amino acids. Lineage: Eukaryota; Fungi; Mucoromycota; Mucoromycetes; Mucorales; Mucoraceae. The transcript has a single exon.